Molecule: messenger RNA, 2415 nt
Organism: Rhododendron vialii
Lineage: Eukaryota; Viridiplantae; Streptophyta; Magnoliopsida; Ericales; Ericaceae
Product: receptor-like protein Cf-9
Exons: 2
Coding region: 1-2415 (804 amino acids)
Molecular function (GO): protein binding
Source: RefSeq, a predicted model, not a curated record
AUGGGCCUUCAACAACCAUGGCUUUCCUACAAUCAACUAUUUAACCUCUUCUUCUUCUUUCUCUUCCUUUGCCAACUCACUUGUUUGCAUGCCAACCUCUGCACUCAAGAACAGACCUCUGCGCUGCUGCAGUUUAAACAAAAAAUUUCCUUCAAUAAAUCUGCUUCUCGAGAAUGUGAUGAUGAAUUUGGAAUCACUUCUUUUCCAAAGAUGGAGUCUUGGAAAAAGGGUUCUGAUUGUUGUUCCUGGGAUGGAGUUGAGUGUGACAAAGAGACUGGUCUAGUAAUUGGACUCGACCUUAGCUGCAGCUGGCUUCGAGGCACCAUCCAUCCUAAUACCAGCCUCUUCCUCUCCUUUCCCCACCUUCGAAAGCUCAACCUUGCUUAUAAUGACUUUUCCAUGUCUUGCAUCCCACCUGAAUUCACUCGGUUCACCGAAUUGACACACCUCAAUCUCUCUCGGAGUGGUUUUUUUGGCAUAGUCCCACCUGGAGUUUCCUUCCUAAACAAACUAGUGUCGCUUGAUCUCUCUAAAAAUUAUGGUUUGAGAUUGGAAGAAGGCGGAUUCCAGUUACUCAUUCAAAAUUUAUCCAAGUUAAGAGAUCUUAAUCUUUACAGAGUAAAUAUGUCUUCUUCGGUGGUUCCAAAAUCCCUCCUCAAUUUGACUUCUUUAAGAAGCCUCUAUCUCGGACAAUCUGGUUUACAUGGAGAAUUCCCCAACGGAAUAUUCCACUUACCAUAUCUACAAAACUUGGAAAUAUGGCAUGAUGAGGGUCUGACGGGUUAUAUACCCGAUUUCAUCAAUGUGACCUGUCCGCUCCAGAAAUUAGUUCUGUUCAGCACAGGUUUUUCUGGAAUACUGCCGGACUCAAUUGCUAAUAUGAAGUCCUUGGAGCUAUUGGUGGUCAUGAAUUGCAAAUUCCACGGAUCCAUUCCUACUUCUCUCUGGAACCUUACACAAAUCACUUAUUUGUACCCCUCAUCCAACAAUUUCAGUGGUGUCCUCCCAUCUUCGAUUUCAAACCUUAAAAAUCUCAAUUCAUUAGCCCUUACAAAUAAUUAUUUCACAGGUCCCUUCUUUCCAUGGGAUGCUAUCUUGCCACAACUUGAGUUCUUGGAUGUAUCAGACAAUAGUCUCACUGGUCCUCUUCCUUCACAAGUAGUUGUACCUCCAAAUCUAAGAUAUUUGAUCAUAUGCCGAAACAUGAUCAACGGUACAAUCCCAUCUUGGGUCUUCGAAUUACCCGCACUUGAGUACUUAGAUCUCAGUUAUAACAAACUGAUUGGUCAUACACUUGAGUUUCAAUCCUCUUCGUUGAAGAUUAUUGAUUUGAGUUAUAAUGACCUAAAUGGUAGUGUUCCAAAUUCAACCUUUGAACUCCGAAACCUUACCCACCUUAUUCUUUCUUCAAAUAGCUUUUCUGGCACCAUUCCUAGAUCAAAUAGAUUCAGUGAAAAUCUCAAUGUACUUGCUUUAAAGAUGAAUAACUUCUCUGGCACCAUUCAUGAUUCAUUUACCAGAAGAAAUAGCUUGAUAACUAUCAAUCUUUAUGGCAAUGAAUUUGAAGGGCCAAUACCCAAGUCUCUGAUUAACUGCAGAAACCUGGAAGUGCUCGAUCUCGGAAGAAACAAUUUCUUUGAAGAAUUUCCGCAUUGGUUGGGAAAUUUACCGAACUUGCAUGUCCUAAUCUUGCAAUCCAACAAAUUUCAUGGAUCGAUCGUGACUUCCACGACCGAAUUUCCCUUCCCCAUGUUGCGAGUUCUUGAUAUGGCGAACAAUAAUUUCACUGGUCCAUUGCCCAUAAAGUACUUCAAAAGUUUCAAAGCAAUGAGGAAUGUGGAUGAGCAUUUUGAUUUGGAGUACAUGGGAAAUGAUAGUUUACGUUAUUAUGAUUCUCUGACUAUAGUAAUCAAAGGAUCGACCAUUGAAAUGAAAAAAAUCCUUAAAGUUUUCACAGCCAUUGAUUUAUCAAGGAACAAGAUUCAGGGUGAGAUUCCUGAGAUCAUCGGUGGGCUAAAUUCGAUUCGAGGACUGAACCUAUCUCACAACAGCCUCACAAGUCAUAUACCAAAGUCGCUUGGUAAUUUGACUAAGCUGGAAUGGUUAGACCUCUCAUCAAACAAGCUCACUGGAGAGAUCCCUCGACAACUCACGAAUUUAACUUUUCUCGGAACGCUUAACCUUUCGCAAAAUCGCCUAGCGGGGCCUAUACCUCGAGGCAAACAAUUCGAAACAUUUUCAAAUGAUUCUUACAUCAACAACUCGGCGUUAUUUGGGCCUCCAUUGUCGAAUACAUGUGGUGAUCCUAAGCCAACACAGCCACCACCGUCGACAUUUGAAGAAGAAGAUUCAGAGCCCGUGAGUGGAUUUGGUUGGGAAGUCAUAUUGCCAGGCUAUGGAUUUGGACUGGUGUAG